AUGUGUUCCCCAGGUCAAUCUCAUAUUCAGAAACAAGAAUGUCCAGUACCUGUCAUACCCACAAACUCUGGGACGCUGGUCAUCCAGUUUCAGCCAUCAGAACAAACGGCACCAGCUGAAAGAGGGACAAAUGCUCCAGUGACUGUUCAUGUCCCACAGGCAGCUUCAUUUCCUCAAGGACUUGAGGCAUUUCUGAAAGGACAACCAAAAGCUCUUGGAAUUGUCCAGAUAAUGAUCGGCCUGCUGACACUCCUGUUUGAAAUUGUGUCUACUGUCCAUGCAGAAUCCAACUUUGUCUUCGGUGGAAUUCCUUACUGGGAUUCUCUCGUUUACAUUAUCACAGGAUCAUUGAGCAUUGCUGCAGAAAAUGUACUCCAUGUCAAAGGACCCUCCAGUCUGUGUUUGGUGAAAGCUUCACUUGGAAUGAGCAUCAUAAGUGCUAUAACUGCAGGCAUUUCCAUUAUGGUUUUAUUGCGGUCGGUUUUAAGACCAGUGAACCUUGACGAAUCGUAUUGCACGUAUAAGGCCCUCUUACAGGGGUUCAGUGGUGUCUCCAUUGUAUUCACUCUCCUUGAGUUCAUCAUCUCCAUCUGUCUGUCAGUAUUUGCCUGUAAAGCCAACGCCUGCUGUUCUUCUCAGGUGCUGAAUGUUCAUCAAGUUGUAAUUCCACAGCCCUAUCAGUCACAUGAUCUUAACCAGUCAGAGAUUCCUCUGGCCAGCGUCUCUUCCAUGCCUCACCAUCCUGAAGAAAAUCCCCCACAAUACAGUGAAUGUUCUGCUCCUAAAUAUUAAUCUUAAAAAGUGGACAGAGCUGUGGUCCUGCCGUUGGGUUUUACUCUUUCACAGGACACAUGGGUUCUUCCAGUGAUUUACUGUCCUUUAUUUCUGCUUUCCUUUCUCUAAAAAGAGGACAUGGAUGUAAUCACUGGAUCAUAUAGUAAAUUCACUUGUGUGUAAACAAUUACUAUUAUUUACACAAUAAUAGUAUUUAUGUAUUACUAUAUAUUAUACUUUUAAGACAGAUACUGUUUCGCAAUUUUCUUUACAUCAACAAUGCUGUCUGAUCAUCAGCGAAACUCACUCUUUUUAAAAAUAAAUAAAUAAAUAAUAGUAAGUAAACCCUUUAAAUACCUUAACAAAUAUUACUGAUACAAACUGAAUGUUUAAAACUUGCAAAG
This is a messenger RNA of Megalobrama amblycephala (Wuchang bream), 1178 nucleotides long. RefSeq names its product membrane-spanning 4-domains subfamily A member 15-like. NCBI's taxonomy places the organism in Eukaryota, Metazoa, Chordata, Actinopteri, Cypriniformes, Xenocyprididae. Gene Ontology annotation, cellular component: membrane. The coding region runs from base 1 to 792 and encodes 263 amino acids. The record is from RefSeq and is a predicted model, not a curated record. The transcript has 8 exons.